Molecule: messenger RNA, 1257 nt
Organism: Blumeria graminis f. sp. triticale
Lineage: Eukaryota; Fungi; Ascomycota; Leotiomycetes; Helotiales; Erysiphaceae
Source: the annotation of a GenBank genome assembly
AUGUUCGAAAAUGUCUGGUCACUCACUCUUUCUUCCCAUCUAUUCGCCCAAUCUCUUCAUCCCACGGAGCCAGUCCUUGCCGUCGGAUUGGCUGGUGGCCAGGUAGAGUCAUUUCGUUUACCACCUGCAGAAGCCGGCUCCGAUGACGAGGAUGACCACAACACGAGUAUAGCAUCUAUAAGCUCUAAUGCCAUCGACCUUGAGUGGCGAACCCGUCGACAUCGCGGAAGCUGUCGAACCUUGGCUUAUAGCCACGAUGGCGAAGUACUCUACUCAUCUGGUACCGACGGUCUAGUCAAAGCUGCCUCCUCUCAAACUGGUCAAGUUGUAUCCAAAAUUGCUAUUCCAUACUCAGCCGGUAAAGCUGAUGCACCAUCGCUGGUGCAUGCGCUUUCUCCAGAGACUCUUCUUCUCGCGACUGAUUCUGCAGCGAUUCACGUAUAUGAUCUCCGAAGCCCAAGUAUUAUGACCCCAAGGCCGGCACAGACAUACUUUCCACACCAAGACUACAUAUCAUCACUCACACCUCUUCCUCCAAGCUCAUCGAGUAAAUCUGGCUUCAGCAAGCAGUGGAUUUCAACUGGCGGGACGACACUAGCAGUCACAGAUUUGCGAAAAGGUGUGCUAGCUCAGAGUGCAGAUCAGGAGGAGGAGCUGCUGUGUUCUACCUUUGUCGGUGGGUUGCCCAUAAGACCAGGCAAGAGUAAUGGCGAGAAGCUACUUUUAGGUGAUAGUAGUGGAGUCCUCACGUUAUGGGAAAAGGGCGUCUGGGAUGAUCAACAAGAAAGAAUUAGAGUUGUCAAUCGCCGAUCAGAGGCUUGUGCACUAGAAUCAAUUGCUCUCAUGCCACAGGGAGUGGGAGAUGGAGGAAAAAACGUCGUUGUGGGAGUCGAAGAUGGCAAAAUACACAUUGUUAAGCUUGGUAUUAACAAAGUAACUGCUACACUGCAACACGAAAGGCUAGAUGGCGUUGAGGGCGUCACAGCUCUUGGGUUUGAUGUCGAUGGUCGUCUGAUAAGCGGAGGCGGCACAAUUGUCAAGGCCUGGCAGCAGCUGGCGUCAGAUAAUGGCAGCGAAGAUGAAGAGGAUGAUGAGGGGAGAGACGGUGGAAGCUCGAUUGACGACAUGACAUCAUGCGAUUCUGACGCGGAAACUUGCGUAAGAAGACCUUCCAGCCAAAAUGACAGGAAGCGAAAGAAGCCCCGAGUGUCCAAAAUAUCUUCGACUGGGAUCAUGGGGUUUGAGGGCCUGGACUAG